UCCUAGUUGGAGUAGAGUGAAAAGACGAAAAGUGUUCUUUACAAGGUUUUUAUUUUAUUUUCCUUCCCACAGAUUUCGAUUACACACAUCAUAUUGCCUCAGAGAUGAUUUGCGAAGUUUGACGCUGGUGAUCUAAGCAAAAACUCAAGGUGAUGGUGGUGAUGGAGGAAAGUAGAACUCCUGUCAUUCUGAGUCCUCAGUGUGUUGGGAGAGAGUUUGUGAGGCAAUAUUACACUCUACUCAACCAAGAACCCUUGAAGCUUCACAGAUUCUACACAAAAAACUCCAUAUUUUCUCAUGGAGACUCUGGCAACACUCAUGCAGAACCAGCCACUGGGCAAGAGGCAAUUUACAAGAAAAUCCAGGAACUGAAUUUCCUUGACUGCCGUACCAAGAUUCGGCAAGUAGACAGUCACUCCACCCUUGGGUCCGGUGUAGUUGUCCAAGUGUCUGGAGAGCUGUCCAACAAUGGCCAGAAUAUGAGAAGAUUCAUGCAAACCUUUGUCUUGGCUCCUGGAGAAGACCCAAAGAAAUACUAUGUCCACAAUGACAUCUUCAGGUACCAAGACGAGGUCUUCCAUGAAGAAACCAGUGAUGAAACAGCUGAUGGAACAGUUGAUUCUGAAGGAGAAGAGGAGCCAAAUAAUCAAGUUCCAAAUGGAGUCAAUAACUACAAGCAGUCCCAGGACACCAUGCUUGUACAGAAUGUUGGCCAGGAUAUGCCAUCCAACCAAAUGUACUACACAAGCACUGUUAGGUCAAACAGUGAUGGAGGUAAUUUGAUGCCAAAUCAAAUUUUACAAGAGGAUUCCCAAGAACUGCAAGAAAUAGUGGUUGACAAGCAGCCAACAGAGGUUUCAGUUAAUGAUGCCUCAAGAGACUUGUCAGACAUAAAGCCUGCUGAGUCAGAAGACAGCCUCCCUCUUGAUGACACCCCAAUCAUUACUGAACCUAAUGAAGUUCCAUCAACKGACCAUUAUGGAGAUGAGGAACAACCUCAGGAGUCUCCUAAACCUCAAGAGGAAAAGCCAAAAACUUGGGCAGCCAUGUUAGGUAGAUCAAGUGGAGCACCUGUGGUUACUGCRCCAACACCCAAGCCACAACCAAAAGUCACACCUCCACGCCCAGCUGUUGUGCAACCAGCAGCUCCAAAGCCACCUGCCCAACGUGAAAGGAGUGGCUUUCCCAAUAAAGAGAGCCGCAUGGCAGCAAGAAAUGCACCUGAUGAUCAUCAAGUGUUUAUUGGUAAUCUACCAAAUGGUGUGAAAGAUGCAGAAGUCAGAGAAGUUUUUGCAAAGUAUGGAUCUAUUCUGGAGAUCAGACUGAACCCAAAGAACUUUGGUUUUGUCAUUUUUACAAGUCCAGAACCAGUGAAACAGAUCCUAUUGAACAAGCCAAUCAAAAUCGGAAACCAGGAUAUCAACAUUGAGGAGAAAAAGCCCAGUGGAGCACGCCGUGACGCUCCUUCUGGUGCAGGAAGAGGAGCCGCUGGCGGUAAAGGUGGCGGGCGUGGUGGAGGACAGGGAGGUCGCGGAGCACCYGGAGGGCCAGGUUCUGGUGGACGUGGUGGUUUUGGCGGGAACGCGCGUGGUCAACGCCGCAGUAGUGGCUCGUCGGCCCGUGGCGGGAAACCCGCCAAAUAAAGCAAUCAAUGUCAAACAGUCACAGAUUUUUUUAGUCCUACAGUUAUUAUGUGGAACAUUUUCGACAGAAAAUUGAAAUUUCAAAAUAUACCUACAUAAMAGCUUCAGACGUACAAGUAUUGAAAUUUGGGUUAGCUUGACUAAUCCUGAUAAAUAAUAAUAUACAGAUGAAAAUUUCCUUUUUUCCUGAGUUUUUUUUUACCACUGUAUGUUUGUUAUAGUAGUAGUGUGUAAUUGGCUUUCUGAUAUUUAGAACAAGCGUGAAUUCAAUCGAUCACAAUAACUGUUUUCAUAUCUUUUUUUGUGUAAUACAAUGAAACUUUGAAGUUCAUUUGAAAAGCAGUGAUUGGAUUCGCGAUGUCAUAUCGAUUGCUAUUCCCCAUAGAAUUAUAUUGAAAAUUUCUGACUGUGAAGUUUAUAAAACUAAACCAAAUAACGUAUUUAUA
This is a messenger RNA of Exaiptasia diaphana, 2089 nucleotides long. Its product is annotated as ras GTPase-activating protein-binding protein 1. Lineage: Eukaryota; Metazoa; Cnidaria; Anthozoa; Actiniaria; Aiptasiidae. The record is from RefSeq and is a predicted model, not a curated record. The transcript is spliced from 13 exons. Bases 153 to 1643 code for a protein of 496 amino acids. Gene Ontology annotation, molecular function: mRNA binding. Gene Ontology annotation, cellular component: cytosol; ribonucleoprotein complex.